Molecule: messenger RNA, 3048 nt
Organism: Punica granatum (pomegranate)
Lineage: Eukaryota; Viridiplantae; Streptophyta; Magnoliopsida; Myrtales; Lythraceae
Source: RefSeq, a predicted model, not a curated record
CCCGGAGGAAAAUUUUCGCACUACUAUCGAGGGAAAUUUCUCAAUAUGGAACGGUAGAUUUUUCCUUUCCUCUUGGCACUAAGCAUGGAGCUAUCUAUCCCAAUAGUAGCUCUCAUCCUCUUCUUCCCUUCCUUACUUCUUGUCGGAAUCAAACUUCGUAAACCAGCCCACCGGAACCUCCCACCAGGGAAAUCUGGAUGGCCGUUCUUUGGCGAAUCAUUGGAGUUCCUUCGGGCCAAUCGAGAAGGCCGUGCCUACAAGUUUGUCCGGGACCGAGUCGAGAGGUACAACUCGACGGUGUUCAGGACCUUCUUGAUGGGCGAGCCCAUGGUUUUUCUGUGCGGGCCUGCAGGAAACAAGUUCCUUUUCUCUAAUGAAGGCAAGAAGGUGGCCCUGUGGUGGCCCUCUCCAGUACGGCGGUUGACUGGGCCGUCACUGCUUACCUCGGCCGGGGAUGAGGCCAGGGUUCGGAAGAAGCUCCUGAUGGCCGGCUUCUUCAACACCGAGUCGCUCAAGAAGUCUGUCCCCGUCAUGGAUGAGAUCACUCGCAACUAUCUCAAGGCUAACUGGCAAGGGAAAGAGGAGGUGCAGGUCCACCCGUCCAUAAAACUCUAUGCGUUUGAACUCACUUGCCGGCUCCUCAUGAGCAUCACCGAGCCCGACCUCAUCUCCAGACUCCUUUGUGAAUUCAACGUAUUCAUCAAGGGGCUUAUGGCACUCCCGCUCAACAUCCCCGGAACCCCGUUCUAUCGAGCAGCAAGAGCAGCGGAUGUGAUAAGGAGGGAGCUCCAUGCGCUCCUGAGGCAGAGGAGAGUGGAGCUGCAAAGGAAAGUGGCAUCUCCCAAGCAGGAUAUAAUAUCGUACUUGCUCAUGAACGCGGAUGAAAAUGGGAAGUUCAUGCCGGAACCAGAGAUUAUAAACGAUAUGCUGACAUUGCUCUUUGCAGCGUAUGACACAUCGAGCUGUACUAUUUCUUUGCUCGUCAAGUAUCUUGCGGAGCAACCCCGAGUCCAUGCCAAGGUUCUUAAAGAGCAAAGGGAGAUUGCAGCACCGAAGGCACCGGGAGAGUUGCUAAAUUGGGAUGACUUGCAGAAAAUGAAAUACUCGUGGAAUGUUGUCUCCGAAGUAAUGCGGAUCGCACCUCCGGUCACCGGAUCCUUCCAAGAGGCAUUAGUUAAUUUCACAUUCGCAGGUUAUACCAUUCCCAAAGGCUGGAAGCUAUACUGGAGUGCUGCCUACACGCACAAAGAUCCGAGCUGCUACCCCAACGCGAUGGAGUUUGACGAAUCGAGGUUCGAGGGAGCGGGGCCUCCUCCCUUCUCUUACGCGCCCUUUGGAGGGGGGCCGAGGAUGUGCUUGGGGAAAGAGUUUGCCCGUCUUGACAUCCUCGUCUUCCUUCACAACCUUGUCCAUCAGUUCGACUGGGAUUUAAUUGCCCACAACGAGAAACUGUCCUAUGACCCACUACUGAGACCCAUAAAUGGACUUCCAGUCCGUCUCCGAUCCCCCCAAGAUACAUUUACACUAAGGAAUACAGUAGCACAAUAUGAAUAGUACCCCAAGCAUCGAAUGAAGUUCUUGGGCGGAGACCGGGUAGAUCGAGAUCUUGGCAGGGUACAUUUGCUAUGAAAGAUCUCGCAUUUACACGUUACACCUUGGUUGUCGAGGUCAUACGAGCAGACGAUUUUAAUAUUUCUAUCACAACUCAAGGAUGACAAGGUGACAUCUCUAAACGGGCAGCUAAGUUGAUUUCAAAAUGAGUAACUUCAUUGUCAAGAAUCGAAUCCAAGAUGAACUUGUACAUUCCUAAAGAUUUCACCAUGGAGACAUAUCAACCUGACUAAGGGCGUAUUUCAACUUAAUUAAAUGAGUGCUUAAAAAUUAGUUAUAAGUUAGUUAUAAGAGAAAAUUAAUAUAAGAAAGAGGGAAAAAUGAGAGAUAAGAAUCUAAACUACUUAAUCAUUAAAUCGAAAAUCACUUAAUGAAAUAAGUAGAAAAUUUUGACUUAAUGCAAUAAGUCAUUCUUCAUUUAUUGAUGCUCUUUAUCUCUCACAAAAGUUUUCUCAUCCUCAUUCAUUUCUCCCUUCUUCCUAAACAUUUCUUCUCUUAAUUAACUAAUUAAGUGCUUAAUUUUUAAGCACUAAUUUAUCAAACACCACCUAAGUGAUUCUUCAAUUCACAUCAACAUACACAAACUCCUUCACCAUGGAGCUCUCAUUACCAACCUUGGCUCUCUUCCUCAACACCGAACUCCAUCCCAAAUCAGCCUACUGGAACCAACCUGGGAAGGUCACCCCGAGAAGUUGGUCAUGGACCGAGUGGAGAGGUAUGGCUCGGUUGUUCUGAGGACUUGAUCAGUGACACAGUGGCAAUGCUGUGCGUACGUGCUGGGAACAAGUUCUUGUUCUCGAAUGAAGCCAAGAAGGUGGUGCUACGGUGGCCCACCCCAGUCAAACGGACGAUUGGGCCGUCGUUAGUCCACCGAUGAGGUUAAAGUACAGAUGAAGCUUCUGAUGGCCGCUUCUUCAAUACUGAGGUCCUAAUGAGGCGUGUGCCUGCCUUCGAUGAGGCUUGUGCCUGCCUUCGAUGAGGCGACUAAGGUAACAAAUAGUUCACUUUUUCUUUGAAAUAAUCUGCAGGUUCUUGAGAGGGACCAGUCCUAGCCCUCUUGGCCUGUUGGAUCAACAUGGAGUCCAUCACUCAAUGUUGAUGCAGGUGGUUCCAACAGAAGAAUAUUCUUGCAGAUAAGCCAAUCUUCAUUAUUAAUUGUUAUUGCAUAAUUUUCAUUGGAUUUCCACGAUCGGGUCAUCGACCUAAGAAUUACACCGAUUGACGUGUCCGGAACCAUAUGUUGACAGAGCAAAGGGAGAUUGCAGCAUCAAAGGCAGCCAGGGAGUUUCUAAAGUGGGACCACCUGCUGAGGAUGAAAUACUCGAGGGAGUUGACAGGGAAAGGAUAAAACUCUUGAUGCAAUAAUCUGGUGUUCAAAGCUCUAUGAAUAUGAUCUUUGUUGUACCAAAGCUUAUAUUAAAGAGCAGCAGAAGAAUA